Molecule: messenger RNA, 555 nt
Organism: Sorghum bicolor (sorghum)
Lineage: Eukaryota; Viridiplantae; Streptophyta; Magnoliopsida; Poales; Poaceae
Exons: 2
Coding region: 118-495 (125 amino acids)
Source: RefSeq, a predicted model, not a curated record
AGAGAAGAACCUAGUGUAGAUCUGACUGAAGAACUAGAUGCCGUGGAAGCCUUCCAGACCUGCCAUACCAGCUCAAAAAAAGGCCUGACUGAACCGGCAAGGGAAGCACUUCUCCGUAUGGAAGCUCUGAGGUCUGAACCAGUUGCUGAAGGUGUGGCGCCAGCAUCCAGUGUGGAGGUCGUGUCCAAGGUGCUAUCCCAUAAUAGCUCACACCAGUUCAUGAAGAGUGUUGGCAUAAAAACUCCGGCAUCUUCCAAGUCAUCUUCAUCAAAUGAAAGCGAGCUUCGGGAACAACUCGCAGCUGAAGCGGCGGCUGCUGUUCAAGGAGAACUUGACGAGCUCAAGAAGAAAAGCCAAGAAGCUGAGGAAAAGCUAGCGAGGACACAGAUCGAGCUGGAGGAGUACAAGAAGCUAACAGAGAGGAACACCAAGGAGAUGGAGGAGAACAAUCUAAUCCUGAAGAAGCUAUUGUCCUUGCAUUCUAACGCUUCUUAGAUAUGAGGGCUGUUGGUCAGUGCUGUUGUGUUUGGCCUGUUCAUUUUGGGUACUCAGUAA